Messenger RNA from Diplodia corticola, 429 nucleotides. RefSeq lists its product as uncharacterized. The coding region runs from base 1 to 429 and encodes 142 amino acids. Lineage: Eukaryota; Fungi; Ascomycota; Dothideomycetes; Botryosphaeriales; Botryosphaeriaceae. The record is from RefSeq and is a predicted model, not a curated record. The transcript is spliced from 2 exons.
AUGAGCGCAAACAACAAGAUCAAGAACAGAGCCACCAACGGCUAUGUGCCCUCCUACCAGGCCCCGCCCGACCCGCCAGCGCCGCCGCCUGCAACCACGGUGGAGAACAAAAUCGAGGUGCCCGAUACUGUCCAAAUCACGACCAUGACGGAUCUGGUGGAGAGAAUCCAAGAGAAUGCUUCGGUUCUCUACCCGGCAUCGCCGCGCCUGAGAGUGACGACUGCUCUGGCUCCAUCCGGCCUCCUAUGCCAUGCGGUUGUGCUUGGUCCAAAGAAUGAAGAGUCCAAGACGAGUCGCUACAAGGUCUUGUUGAAGGGUCCGGGAGUGCCCGGCAUCAAGUCCGACCCUGGUAGGGGUAGGCGAGAAGCCUUGGUUGGGCUGCUGGAAGAGCUGGAGAGGAAGAUUGGGAAGGAGAUGCUCAGCACUUGA